AUGGGCGCCAUAGAACUGGCCGCAAUAUCGUCAGAUACAGAUGCACAAUCUCAACAAGUUCAACCCCAGUCUCCAGAAAAGGAUAACGAGGAUGUUCGAGUUGAUGAGCCGGGGAAAUUCCAGCACUCAUGGAGACUGUGGUGUGUCUUUAUUGUUCUUUGUUUACUAUCAUUCAUCUCUGCCAUUGAUGCCACCAUCGUCACCACUUCGCUGCCAACAAUCACACGCGACAUUGGCGGCAGCCAAGAUUAUGUUUGGGUCGUCAACUCGUUCCUCUUCACGUCUACAGUUCCGCAGCCGCUCUUUGGCCAGAUCUCGGACAUCUUUGGCCGCCGAAAUCCCAUGAUUGUCGCCAUUGCUCUUUUUGGCCUUGGUAGUGGGCUUGCCGGUGGCGCUCAAAAUCCCGGGAUGCUCAUUGCAGCUCGAACCAUACAAGGCCUUGGUUCGGGUGGAUUGUAUGUGCUUUCGGAUAUAAUUGUAUGCGACAUGGUCCCCCCUCGUCACCGUGGCCCCUACCUGAGCGCCAUCCUCUCGACAGCAGCUAUCGGAACGACUAUUGGGCCCAUCAUCGGUGGUGCUUUGGCGCUGAAGAAUUGGAGAUGGAUAUUUUGGCUAAAUCUACCGGCUGCGGCCAUAGGAUUGCUUGCCAUUGUCCUUAUCCUCAACGUCAAGUAUACGCGCAGCCCGUCGUGGCGCCAUGCCCUUUCUCGAGUCGACUUCCUUGGCAACAUCAUCUUUGUGCCAUCCAUGGUCAGCAUAUUCUUCGGUCUGAUCAUGGGCGGCACUCAUGGGUAUCCUUGGAGAUCUUGGAAGAUCAUCGUGCCUCUUAUUCUCGGGGUUCUUGGUUGGAUCACAUUCCAUGUACACCAGGCCUCGCCAGUUUGCCGAGAACCAAGCAUGCCGCCUCGACUGUUUAAACACCGCACAUCAUCUGGGGGAUUCAUUAUCAUUUUUCUAGGAGCAGUCAUACUCCAAGCUAUCAACUAUUUCUUGCCCAUCUACUUUCAGGGAGUCAAGGGAGCCACGCCACUAAUGUCAGGAGUAUAUUUCCUAGCUUUUGCUCUGGCCAUCAUGCCUUUUGGUGGAAUGGCUGGAGCUUUCAUGUCCAAGACUGGCUUUUACAUACCUCUACAUUGGCUAGGCUUUGCCCUCAGCGCCAUCGGUGUCGGAUUAUUCUUGACAUUAGAUGAAUCUUCCAGCCGAGCAGCGUGGAUUGGCUACCAAGUCCUUGCUUCAGGUGGCACUGGAAUCAUCUUCACGGCCACGCUACCUUCCACAUUAGCAGCGCUCUCCGAGUCAGACGUGGCUGUUGCUACAGGCACAUAUUCAUUCGUGCGUUCAUUUGGCCUGGUCUGGGGAGCUACUAUGGCAUCAAUAGCUUUCAAUGGCCAAAUAAACGCACAUGCCGCUUCCAUAAGUAACCAGGAAAUACGCAACUUGCUUGUAGACGGAGGCGCAUACGCAUAUGCUGCUGUACAAAAUGGCGGUAUAGCCGAAUUACCAGACCCUACCCGAAGCCAGGUUAUCGUCGUCUAUGUGAAAGCUUUGAGAGUCGUGUGGUGGAUUGUCACGGCUAUCUCAGUCCUAGGCUUUUUUGUCACCUUUAUUGAGAAGCAUGUUGAGCUUCGGAGGAGUCACUCAACAGAGUAUGGGCUUUCAGAGGAGGAUAAUGCAGGGGAUGGGCGUCAGACUUUAGUUCCAGAUGCAAGGGAAAGAGUAUGA
This is a messenger RNA of Trichoderma aggressivum f. europaeum, 1722 nucleotides long. RefSeq lists its product as uncharacterized. The transcript has a single exon. NCBI's taxonomy places the organism in Eukaryota, Fungi, Ascomycota, Sordariomycetes, Hypocreales, Hypocreaceae. The record is from RefSeq and is a predicted model, not a curated record. The coding region runs from base 1 to 1722 and encodes 573 amino acids. Gene Ontology annotation, molecular function: transmembrane transporter activity. Gene Ontology annotation, cellular component: plasma membrane. Gene Ontology annotation, biological process: transmembrane transport.